Micropterus salmoides (largemouth bass) is the source of this 2800-nucleotide messenger RNA. RefSeq names its product ARV1 homolog, fatty acid homeostasis modulator (gene arv1). Gene Ontology annotation, biological process: sphingolipid metabolic process; regulation of plasma membrane sterol distribution; intracellular sterol transport. The transcript is spliced from 5 exons. The record is from RefSeq and is a predicted model, not a curated record. Bases 60 to 782 code for a protein of 240 amino acids. Gene Ontology annotation, cellular component: Golgi apparatus; cortical endoplasmic reticulum. NCBI's taxonomy places the organism in Eukaryota, Metazoa, Chordata, Actinopteri, Centrarchiformes, Centrarchidae.
GCUUUGGUUGUUGCCUCGCAUGCUAGCGGCUUUCGGAGAAGCAGUUCACAGGGCGAAGAAUGGGGAAAGAUGACUUUAGGUGUAUUGAGUGUAACGAAAAAGCAGCUGAGUUACACAGGGAUUACAGUAACGGGAUCCUGAAGAUAACUAUAUGUGAGUCGUGCCAGAAACCAGUGGACAAGUACAUUGAAUAUGACCCAGUUAUCAUCCUGAUUGAUGCCAUUUUGUGCAAGACGCAGGCUUUCAGACACAUUUUGUUCAACACAAGCUUGAAUAUCCACUGGAAGCUUUGUGUGUUCUGCCUGCUGUGUGAGGCUUACCUCAGGUGGUCUCUGCUCCAUGGCUCUGAGCAGAGCAGUGACCCUGCUGACAUCAUCAGGUACACCAAGGAAUGGGAAUUCUACGGCAUGUUUGGAUUAGCCUCCCUUGAGCUGUCAGCGUUCUUCGGCGGUGUGCUGUGCUUUCUUUGGGUGGUGGUGGGUCGUCUGCAGGGUGGGACCCUCGAUCUCAGCCUGCUCAUCAGAGCCCUGCUGCUCUCCUGCUACGGGAAGGUCCUCCUCAUCCCUGCUGUCAUCUGGGAACAUGACUACUCCCCGGUGUGUCUGGGCCUCAUCAAACUGUUUGUGCUCACCUCCAACUCGCAGGCUAUCAGAGUGAUCCUGAACAGCAGUAGACGUCUGUCAUUGAUGGCCGUGUGUUUGGGCCUGCUGUCAGAGACCUGCGUGGCUCAGGCCUGUAAAAAGCUUCCAUGGAGCCUCCAGGACAUGUUGACAUUUGAAUGAAUGAGGAAAAUUAAAGUUAUCUCAGGGACGAAAAGUGAUCAUGGAUGCCAACCCGUGCCACAGAGAGAUUUUUUUUAAUGAACCUUGUGCCACCUGAACUGAAAUUCCUUUUAUUUAUUGUUUUGUUUUUUGUUUGCUGCUCAUGCCAACCAGGCAGAGAGCAGAAGAAGAGAGUAGAUAAAUUUUUUCCAUGUAAUCUUUAUAGAGAAAAAGAUCCAUCUUUAUUGUGAAGGGAUAUCGAAGACGCGGCAUUCCUCUUGUUUUUACUUUGGUUUUAAAGUUGAGCUCCCAAGUCAAGAUUCCAGUUGAAUUUGAUUUGAUGACUUUAUAAAGACAGUCCCAGAGGGGAGCCACAGAAUGGGAACGUCCCCUGAUCUAAAUGACUAAACUUGCUCUAACUCCCAAGGCCACUCUCUAAGAAUGACACAAACACAAUUUGCAAUUACAAUACAAUGCAAUUUUACAAUAACUACUUCUCUGUUUGGACAGGCUCACAUUCUUUGACUCAUUGGUGAAAUGUUUACCUUAAAUCCACACACACACACAGAAACAGGGUAACUUGUCACAAUAAAUAAAGCAGACAUAAUUUACUUUCCUAGUAUUUAUGCAAUGUUAAAGUUAGUGAUAAAAAAGAUAGAGGAGCUGCUAAUGUUAAAUGUCUGGUUUUACAUUGUUCAAUUAAUUGUUUAGUCUAUAAAAUACCUUUUAGUUUCCCAGAGCCAAAGGUGAUGUCUUCAAAUUGCAAGGUUUGUCCAAGCAGCAGUCUAAAUCCCAAAAUAUGUAAUUAACAACGAUAUGAAACCGAUAAAAACAGCAAAUCCCCACAUUUAAGAAGUUGUUUAAUAACUGACAAACGAUUAUUUGAUUACCAAAUCAUUUGCUGAUUAAUUUUCUGUCAGUCAACUAAUAAAGCAGGGUCAGUCAUUUUGUUGCAGAUUUCAUUGAAUGUUAAGUAAAAUCCACCAAAUUACAGCAAGUAUCUUUACAGUCACAUUAACCAUAAUGAAACAUGUUAACUAGCUGCAGCAGGUAAAUGUUACAAAGCCACCAUUUACUGACCCUGGAAUGUACGCGUCUGUAAACGGAGCAAUGUUCGAUCAGUAAAACAAACUGUGACGCAGGCUAAGUGUCUGUGGAAUGAGGGGAAUUUAUUCUUUGCACUUAUCUGCAGUGAAAAGGGACAGACACUAUCGGGGAGCCGUUGUUAUGAACUGCUGCAGAGCCCGACACGUGACGAGAGGCGAGGCAGAACUCUUUCUGAACAAAACCUGUUUCAGCUGUGCUGGAGGACUCAUCUGACCAGAUCCAAUGAUAUUCUGUGAAACAAGAUCACAGAUAAUGUGAUUCACAUUCAGAACUUUGGGGGUUUUCAGAAAAUCAUCAAUUUACCUUGAAAUGAAGAGUCACACCUUGGUAUAUUUACCAUAAACAAAUGACCCGUGUCUCAUCCAUGCCCCUUCUUUGGUGUUUUCUUUGUCUUUAUUGAAGAGAUCUGCAUUUCCCUCAUUCCACCAUCAGACGUUACCAUAAGGUCUGAACCUUGCGUAAGAAUAGCGCCUUCUAUAUGUUGUUUUGUAAAGCGGCACUUGCAAAAUGUCCUCUGUGCUAAAUUAACAAAAAUACACUGUAAAAUCCAGUGUUUUAGAUGAUUGUGUUAAGAGCAGUUAUGUAUGCAGAUUUCUCAAAAAUAGUAAUAUGUUAAUGUUAAAACUAUACAUUGUGCUCAUAUUUAAAUGAACUGAAGCUGCCAUUUUAUUCAUAGAUGAAAGGUUUUCUCAAAGCAAAUCUGAACGAUUGGCGUAUUAUUUGUACGUCUGUACUUUCUACUUUUGUUGCAAAUGCUGAUCUAUCAGGGACUUAUUCCUCUGUGAUAGAUAAUGUGAAAUGAACUUGUAGAGCGAGUUUGCAAUGAGCUGCAGAGAAACACACUGCAGAUAAAUGCUGCAGCAUGUGCACUCUGAACUUUGUUAUAUAAAUGUGUGACGAGAAAAUAAAAUCUAUGCGUUUUAAUACAAUUA